GAAUUAGGAAUAUUGUUUGUGGUCCUUCUUUUCAGUAACGCUCUGUUUUGAGUAUACUAAUGCAUAGAAUACUCCUCAGUGUACAUGCAUCUUCGUGCAUGUGAUAAGAGGAGGCUUUCCUUUUGCUACACGGGCAGCGGAUGAGUUUGUAGAGACCUGAGACGGUAGAAUGGGCUAUACCACUUUAGGCUACUGAAGGAGGAUCCCAUUUUGCGGGAACUACAAGUAGAAAACUAGCACAAGUGGAAGAUGGUCUAGAACCUUUCUCCCUAAUGUGCUAGAUUUUGUACUUUCAAAGAGUUUUUACAUAGGAGAGUGGUUUUUUUUACAUGUUGUGGCCCACCUGUAGUCUAAAGUGAUGCAGUCCACUCCAGGAAUUUAGGAUUCAUUAUCUCAUUUCUGUUGUAUGUAUUUGUAGACUAUACAUGUUAAGGAGUAAUAAAGCCUGGCAAUGAACAAACUCCAGUUGGCAACAUGCAGGAAGCUAAGAACACAAAGGAACACUGGGAAACAACAGAAAUCACUAAAGAAAUGUGAAGGAAAUUUCACACUCUACAAAGAAAUGCCCAGCCAACAGUCUUCAUUCCACACCUUCAGCAAUGCAGCUGAAACGGAAGAUUUUCGGAAGAGGCUGCUCAACUGGUAUCAUAAAUGCAAACGGGAUCUUCCUUGGAGGAAACUGGCUGCAAGCGAAGGUGAUGCUGACAGACGAGCAUAUGCUGUGUGGGUAUCUGAGAUCAUGCUCCAGCAGACCCAGGUGACUUCAGUGAUCGACUACUACAACCGCUGGAUGCAGAAAUGGCCAACCUUGCAGGAUCUAGCUGAGGCUUCACUAGAGGAGGUGAAUGAGCUGUGGGCUGGGCUUGGCUACUAUUCCCGAGGGAAGCGGCUCCAGGAAGGUGCACACAAGUUGGUGUCUCAGAUGGCAGGUCAUAUGCCCAGGACAGCAGAAGAGCUGCAGAAGCUGUUGCCAGGAGUGGGGAAGUACACAGCAGGAGCUAUUGCAUCCAUAGCAUUUGGUCAGGUAACGGGCGUGGUGGAUGGGAAUGUAAUCCGGGUCUUGUGCCGUGCACGAGCCAUUGGUGCUGACCCCAUCAGUUCAUCUGUUGCUGACAGACUUUGGACUUUAGCACAUACUCUGGUGGAUCCAUCACAUCCUGGUGACUUUAAUCAAGCAAUGAUGGAGCUGGGGGCAACUGUGUGCACUCCCAAGACCCCACUGUGCAUGGAAUGUCCAGUGAAGCAGCAUUGCAGAGCACACUAUAAAGUAGAGAAAGAACAGGCAGCCUCUGUCAAGAGACUGCUAGGAAAAGCUACCUCUAAGAGCCCUCAGGUGCUGGAUGUGGAAGAAUGUGCCGCCAGCACUACUGGAAGCUGCUCCCUCUGCCUGCCUCCUUCAGAGCCAUGGGAUCCCAACCUUGGUGUGGCCAACUUCCCCAGGAAAACUGCCAAGAAGCAGCCCAGGAUUGAGUGCACAGCCACAUGUGUGCUACAGAGGAGCUGUGGCGAUGGGAAACCAAAGUACCUUAUUGUGCAGAGACCUGCCACAGGUCUGCUGGCAGGGCUGUGGGAGUUUCCAAGCCUUCUCCUUGAGCCAGGGCAGGAGAAGCAGCACAAAGCAGCACUGGCAGAUCACCUCCAGGCCUGGGUUGGCAGUGAAGUGACAGUGGGGCAUCUGCAACAUGUUGGAGAGGUUCUUCAUAUCUUUUCCCACAUCCGUCAAACGUACGUGAUCUACUUUUUGAACCUGGACAAAGAUGAAGGAAACAGGGAUAUGGAGAUGGAGCUGCCAGCAUCCCGAUGGGUGAAUGAAACAGAAUUCCAGAACUCUGCCAUCUCCACAGCUAUGAAGAAGGUCUUGAAAGCUUAUGAAAAGUGGAACUCUACAGUCAGUGCUACCAAGAUUGUCAAGAGGAAACGGGACUUUCUACACGCCAGCCACACAAUGCCUGAAGAAGAGGGCAGUUCUUCCAAGAGGCAGCUUUCUCUGGAUUCAUUUCUUGCAGCAAAUCCCAGAAACUGACUGCAGUCUCUAUAUGCGGCCUGACCUCACAUGAGGUGUACAUUAGUGCUCCCCUGCAAUGAUCAUUACAGGAAGGCCUUGAGAUUUUUUUGUUGGGGUUGACCCUGCCCAUGCAGAGAGGCGUGCCUGACUGUUGUAGGCAAUGCUAAGGUGCAUGAUCUCACCAGAAUUUAAUGCAGUCUGUAUAUGGGACAGACUGACUGAAAAACUUGUAUUCUCCAGUGGCUGCCAAGCAAAACGAUUUCUUCUGUAUCCUCCUUAAGGGUUGCUUUCUUAGAGCCAGUUUUUUCUCAAGGCAAAUAAUUGUACAAUCACCAUUGCUUGGAAAUUGUUUGCUUGCCUACAUAUCCAAGACAGUGUCUGACUGCUGUAGUUCACUGUUUUUAGUACAUACAGUGUCUUAUUUUAAUUAUGGGUUCACUAAUAAAUUUUAAUGAAUUUCUUCUGA
This is a messenger RNA of Rhineura floridana, 2471 nucleotides long. RefSeq names its product mutY DNA glycosylase (gene MUTYH). The record is from RefSeq and is a predicted model, not a curated record. Gene Ontology annotation, biological process: base-excision repair; mismatch repair. Gene Ontology annotation, cellular component: nucleus. Gene Ontology annotation, molecular function: oxidized purine DNA binding; adenine/guanine mispair binding; 4 iron, 4 sulfur cluster binding. Bases 452 to 2023 code for a protein of 523 amino acids. Lineage: Eukaryota; Metazoa; Chordata; Lepidosauria; Squamata; Rhineuridae. The transcript has 16 exons.